This is a messenger RNA of Austrofundulus limnaeus, 1973 nucleotides long. It is a transcript of the gene cdk2, whose product is annotated as cyclin dependent kinase 2. Gene Ontology annotation, biological process: protein phosphorylation; signal transduction; regulation of G2/M transition of mitotic cell cycle. Gene Ontology annotation, cellular component: nucleus; cyclin-dependent protein kinase holoenzyme complex; cytoplasm. Bases 345 to 1241 code for a protein of 298 amino acids. NCBI's taxonomy places the organism in Eukaryota, Metazoa, Chordata, Actinopteri, Cyprinodontiformes, Rivulidae. The transcript is spliced from 7 exons. Gene Ontology annotation, molecular function: ATP binding; cyclin-dependent protein serine/threonine kinase activity; cyclin binding. The record is from RefSeq and is a predicted model, not a curated record.
ACGCACCCGGCCCAACGCGGGAAACGUGUUGGUUCGCUGAGAAACAACAGAAUCAAUUCGCUUCCCUUCAAUUUUACGCGUACAACGAACAGGCUCUACAAAUGUGAAUGGUUUUGUUUUGGAGAGCCGCGUUUUGACCUGAGAACGUUUAUUUUCCGAAGGGUGAUCCGUCGUCCUCCCGCUCUGGCGUUUCCGGACUGUGUGAAGUUAGCCGGGGCAGUUGUUAUUUUCUGUCGGUCCCCGCUUAGCUGCUGCUGCUGGUGUAGCCUCCGCGCGAGCGGCUCUGUUAGCUUCCACACAAAGAGCGAGUUUUAAACAGCUGAACCCCGAAACUCUUCUACAAGAUGGAUGCAUUUCAGAAGGUGGAGAAGAUAGGAGAAGGGACGUAUGGAGUGGUUUACAAAGCCAAGAACAAACUGACCGGAGAAACUGUUGCUCUGAAGAAAAUCCGACUGGACACGGAAACAGAAGGUGUUCCAAGCACGGCCAUCCGRGAAAUUUCACUUCUCAAAGAACUCAGUCAUCCAAAUAUUGUCAAACUACGGGAUGUCAUCCACACAGAAAACAAACUCUACCUUGUUUUUGAGUUCCUCCAUCAGGAUCUGAAAAAGUUCAUGGACUCCUCAUCAGUCACUGGUAUCCCACUGCCUUUGGUUAAGAGUUAUCUCUUCCAGUUGCUGCAAGGCCUGGCCUUCUGCCACUCUCACAGAGUUCUCCAUCGAGAYCUGAAGCCCCAGAACCUCCUGAUCAACGCGCAGGGUGAGAUCAAGCUGGCUGACUUUGGUCUGGCGAGAGCCUUUGGGGUCCCUGUACGCACAUACACACACGAGGUGGUGACACUGUGGUACAGAGCACCAGAGAUCCUCCUGGGCUGCAAAUACUACUCCACAGCUGUGGACAUCUGGAGUCUGGGGUGCAUCUUUGCUGAAAUGAUCACCAGGAGGGCUUUGUUCCCYGGUGACUCUGAGAUAGAUCAGUUGUUUAGAAUCUUCCGCACACUGGGGACUCCUGAUGAGACCGUCUGGCCCGGAGUCACGUCRAUGCCAGACUACAAACCAUCGUUUCCCAAGUGGGCUCAGCAGGAUCUAUCCAAAGUGGUGCCUCUUCUUGAUGAGGAUGGACGAGAACUGCUGGGAGAAAUGCUGUGUUAUGAUCCAAACAAACGGAUUUCUGCCAAGAAUGCUCUUGUACAUCGGUUUUUCCGGGACGUCACCAUGCCAGCUCCUCAACUGAGGCUUUAAUUUGUUCGAAGACGYCAGGGUGUUUAAAUGUCAUUAAUAUCUGAGCAAUAAGGACCACGCUUGCCUCGCUACAGAUCAGAACCUUGGGCAGUCAGAGAACCUGGACACUGCAGGAUCUGUACGAUUCUUCAUUAUCAAAAAGCCUUAAAGAAGCUGGAUGUCCUGAAAGUUGUGUUAUUUCAGGCGUCAUGUUAUAAACGUUCCAAGUGUUGAAGCUGUAAUUUCUAAUUCACRUAUUUAUGUGCAGCUGCCAAACUUCAUCUGUUGUUUGUGAUUUGGGACUCAUUGAGGUCAGUUCAGACCGCCUCCCACUGAGUUCUUCCUGAAUAAAAUGUUUUAGCUUGUAGACGUUCAAAAGCAAAUAUUCGAAGGGUUAGAACUAAACGUUUGUGGGUUUGUGCACAAAUGUAUCUACAUGCUUUGUAAGAURAACUAUUGAACAGUUGGUGCUUAAAAGAACCUGAGAUUACAGCAGUUUUUUUUUCCUCAAAGUUGAAUUUUCUGUCAGUUCUUUGCACUAUUUGGGUCCAAAUCAUCUGAAGUGUGUUUUAUAGCCACAUCUUUUCUUAUAACUGAAGUUCYGCUAUAAAAGCYUGUUUUAACACCAUUUUUUCAGAAUGAAGUUUGCUGUUGCAACUUUUUUUUUUAAUUUCAGAUUUUAUUCAAACCUAAUGCACAGUUUUAUAGAAAUUGUUUAUAUAUAGUUGAACAAAAUAAACAUUUUUAAAAGUU